AUGGACCCACUUCCAUUAGGUCGUUGUAAUCAUAAAAAUUCCUUAGGGACAUCAUUAGGUCAAUGUAAUCGUUGGGCUAUUCUUGUUUGUUUACAUUGUAACCAAGGAGUAUGUUUAGAACAUCAUAAAAUUCAUCAACAUGAAAUACAAAUACGCGCAGAUAAACUUAAUAAUCGUAUAAAUGAUUUACGUCAGAUAUUACAUAGAUUAACAUAUGAACAAAUGAUUGAUAACUCACAAGAGAAACUUAAUCGAUGGGUUGUAAAAUGUAAAAAUGAAAUUGAUUUAAAACAUGCCUAUAUGUCUAAACAAUUAUCAAAUACAAUUAAACAAGUUAAUAUUGAUGAAUUUUGUUCAUUACAAAUAAAUAAUAUUAAUCAUUAUAUUGAACAACCAUUAGUAGAUCUUUUACAAACUUCAAAUAAUAUUGAAAUUAAACAAGUUGAAUCAUUAGAACAACAACUUGAACAAAUUCAAAAUAUGGUUUCAUUUAUUCAGAUUACUGAUGAUGGAGAAUUAAAACUAAAUCAAUCAAUAAGUUUAAAUAAUAAUUAUUCUUCACUAUUAUUAUUUUCUAAACAUUCUUUGAAUAAUUGUCCUGGUGCAAUGGCUGGUUCAUCACUUUCUCAUAAUUAUUUACUUAUCUUUCAAAUGAAACCAUAUUUUUCUCUUGUUUUUAUUGAAAAUAAUAAACUUAUAAGUCGAACUCCAAUUGAUUCUUUUGUCUAUGACAUAUGUUGGUCUGAAUCUACACAAAUUUUUCUUAUUGCAACUGAACAGUAUAUAUAUGAAUUUAAACCAUUAAACAAUUGUUUAUUACAGUCACAUAAAAAUUCUCAAUCUACUCAAAUAUUAUGGAGUUUAGCAUGUUAUUUAACAGAUAUUUAUAUUGUAUAUAAACCUGAUAUGAUUCUAUGUCAAUAUGAUUUCAAAAAAUCAUAUGAGAAAAAAACUCAAUGGAAUAAAUCUGAUAUAAUGUGUGAAAAAGGUGAUCAAAUAAUUGGUUGUAUUCGUAUUAAUGAACAAAAACAAAUCUUGGCAUUAUCAAUUAAACAAAUUGAUAAUCAAUGGCGCGUUGAUCUCUUUUCAAUAAAUAAUAUUCAACGAUUACAUCAUGGAUCAUCAUUUAAUAUAUUAAAUGAGAAUAAUUCAUGGCGCUGUAUGAUGACACCAUUACUUAAUAAUGAAAAUCAAUGGUUGAUACAAAAUUAUGAAAGUAUAUUACUUGAUGAGAAUAGUCAAGUAGUUAAUCGAAUUGAUCAUAAUGGAUAUAAUGUUACACUUAUUAAUCGAGAUAAAAUAGCUUUUCUCGAUCAUAAUGGUAUUCAAAUAUAUCAACGAUAA
Messenger RNA from Adineta steineri, 1344 nucleotides. Lineage: Eukaryota; Metazoa; Rotifera; Eurotatoria; Adinetida; Adinetidae. The record is from the annotation of a GenBank genome assembly.